CAGUUGGGGCUUCCUCCUCUUCCCGUGGCCUUCCUUUCCUUCUUGGAGCUCUCACGUUAGGAUAGCAGGAGGGAAGGAAGAGCAUGCGGACGUAAAAUGCGUGGCAGAUUCCAGUAGCCGAAAAGUAUAAGCAACACCAUCAAUCAUCUUUUUUUCUCCUGCUUGUUACGUUCUUUCUGUUUGAUAUCGUCUGUCGUCGGAGUUUUGGAAAGGACCAGGGGAAGAGAGGGGAUCCUUUCUUUCACCUGCGUUUGUAGUUCUGCUUCUACAUAUCUGUUGUUGUUGGGGUUAGGUUUUGGAGGGGAGACAGAGACCUAAAAGAAAGCUACAUGUCGCCUUAGCUGUUCUGUCGAUCGCUUCUUGCACUCUGCCUGCUGUUCGUUGUCUCGAAUCCGUGUGUUGGGAAGAAAGAGAGAUCUGGCGACAGUCGGCUCCACCGCAUUGUCUUGGCGUAAUUCCUCAGCAACAGUUGCAGCAAAUCUCUGACGAUUAAUAGUUAGCAAGACAACGAGCUUCUACUUCAAGAAGAGGAAGAGAUCCGCCCUUUAAAUUGCCUCCAGAGCUACUGGUUGUUCCCCAAGUGCUGCUUUCUUUCCCAGCUUUCCUCUGUUUCUGGCUGGGGAGAGAUGGACAGGCUUCCUUCGACGGCCCGGCUCCCGGAGUCGUUCCAGGGGACGAGGGACGACAUCGGGGGACAGAUGGGGAUGGUGUGGCAGCAGAUCAAGGCGCCGGUGAUCGUGCCCCUUCUGCGGCUCGCUGUGUUCCUCUGCUUGGUGAUGUCCGUGAUGCUCGUCGUCGAGAAGGUGUACAUGGCCGUCGUCAUCGUUCUCGUCAAGCUCUUCAGCAGACGGCCCGAGAAGCGCUACAAGUGGGAGCCCAUGCGCGACGACCUGGAGCUCGGCAGCUCAGCCUACCCCAUGGUCCUCGUCCAAAUCCCCAUGUACAACGAAAAGGAGGUCUACCAGCUCUCCAUCGGAGCUGCAUGUGGCCUCUCUUGGCCAUCGGAUCGAAUCAUAAUCCAAGUGCUAGACGAUUCCACAGACCCAGUCAUUAAGGAUUUGGUGGAGUUGGAGUGCCAGCGGUGGGCGAGCAAGGGCGUGGACAUCAAGUACGAGAUCAGGGACAACCGGAGCGGCUACAAGGCCGGGGCGCUCAAGGAGGGCAUGAAGCGGAGCUACGUGAAGCACUGCGACUACGUCGUCAUCUUCGACGCUGACUUCCAGCCCGAGCCCGACUUCCUCUGGCGCGCCAUCCCCUUCCUCAUCCACAACCCCGACGUCGGCCUCGUCCAAGCCCGAUGGAAAUUUGUGAAUUCGGAUGAAUGCUUGAUGACGAGGAUGCAGGAGAUGUCACUUGAUUACCACUUCACAGUGGAGCAGGAAGUUGGAUCCUCCACAUACGCCUUUUUCGGCUUCAAUGGAACUGCCGGAGUGUGGCGGAUUGCCGCUCUCAACGAAGCUGGAGGUUGGAAGGACCGAACCACGGUAGAGGACAUGGAUUUGGCUGUUCGAGCAAGCCUCAAGGGCUGGAAGUUCGUGUUCCUUGGAGAUCUCAAGGUUAAGAAUGAGCUGCCGAGCACAUUCAAGGCAUACCGCUAUCAGCAACACAGGUGGUCUUGUGGCCCAGCAAACCUAUUCAGGAAAAUGGUGAUGGAAAUCAAGAACAACAAGAAAGUAGGUCUGUGGAAGAAGGUUCAUGUGAUCUACAGCUUCUUCUUCGUUCGGAAGGUGGUAGCUCACAUCGUGACCUUUGUAUUCUACUGCAUCGUUAUCCCUGCGACGGUGUUGGUUCCCGAGGUAGAGAUACCCAAGUGGGGUGCAGUCUACAUCCCUUCCAUCAUUACCCUUCUCAAUGCUGUCGGAACCCCACGGUAUGAAUCGAUCUGCUCGCGAGUUCUCCACCAUUUACCCUUCUCUAAAGCUGCUUCGUGCGGUGACAGGUCUCUUCACUUGCUUGUGUUUUGGAUCCUCUUCGAGAACGUCAUGUCUCUGCACAGGACGAAAGCAACCUUUAUUGGCUUGUUGGAAGCAGGGAGAGUGAACGAGUGGGUGGUCACCGAGAAGCUGGGGGAUACCAAGAAGCCCAAAAUGGCUGCCAAGGCGGCGAGGAAGCUACGAAUCAGGAUCGGUGACAGAUUGCAUCUGCUGGAGCUGUGGACGGGAGCUUACCUCUUCGUCUGUGGGUGUUACGAUGUGGCCUUCGGGAACAGCCAUUUCUUCAUAUACCUCUUCCUCCAAGCAAUGGCUUUCUUCAUCGUGGGUUUUGGUUACGUCGGCACAUUCGUUCCCAGCACCUGAGCAGCCGCAGUGUGCAUGUGUUGCCAAAGGCUUCGCACGACUUCAUCUUCUACCUCGAUCAGCUUCGUAAGUUAGAGCAGCCUCAGGUGUUCGUUGCAAUGCCGCUGCUUGAAAGAAACCAUUAUUUCUCAGCAGGGGGAGAACACUAGGAUGCUCGUGUGAAUAUACAGUCAAGCGAGUACCUGUGUGGUGGUCUAUAGAAACCUAAUAAAUACAGGAAGAUGAAAGAGGAAGAUGAACGGGUAGGGAGAAAACUGGGUAGUCUGAUGAGGAUUGUGUGCAUUCAGAAUAAGCCUUUUCUUCUAGAUGAAAUGGUGAUGGUUUGAUUUCUUUAGGAUGUAUUCCUUGUUUGAAAGGUUCUGAUUGAGAAUUAAAGGAAUAAGUUGAUAGAUUGAAGGUAA
Messenger RNA from Musa acuminata AAA Group (dessert banana), 2698 nucleotides. Its product is annotated as glucomannan 4-beta-mannosyltransferase 9-like. NCBI's taxonomy places the organism in Eukaryota, Viridiplantae, Streptophyta, Magnoliopsida, Zingiberales, Musaceae. The coding region runs from base 627 to 2297 and encodes 556 amino acids. Gene Ontology annotation, cellular component: Golgi apparatus. Gene Ontology annotation, molecular function: mannan synthase activity. The transcript is spliced from 8 exons. The record is from RefSeq and is a predicted model, not a curated record.